AUGGUGCAGAGGAGAUGGUGCAGAGGAGAUGGUGCAGAGGAGAUGGUGCAGAGGAGAUGGAGCAGAGGAGAUGGUGCAGAGGAGAUGGUGCAGAGGAGAUGGAGCAGAGGAGAUGGUGCAGAGGAGAUGGUGCAGAGGAGAUGGAGCAGAGGAGAUGGUGUAGAGGAGAUGGAGCAGAGGAGAUGGUGCAGAGGAAAGGGUGCAGAGGAGAUGGAGCAGAGGAGAUGGUGCAGAGGAGAUGGAGCAGAGGAGAUGGUGCAGAGGAGAUGGUGCAGAGGAGAUGGUGCAGAGGAGAUGGAGCAGAGGAGAUGGAGCAGAGGAGAUGGUGCAGAGGAGAUGGUGCAGAAGAGAUGGUGCAGAGGAGAUGGAGCAGAGGAGAUGGGGCAGAGGAGAUGGUGCAGAGGAGAUGGUGCAGAGGACAUGGAGCAGAGGACAUGGUGCAGAGGAGAUGGAGCAGAGGAGAUGGAGCAGAGGAGAUGGAGCAGAGGAAAUGGUGCAGAGGAGAUGGAGCAGAGGAGAUGGAGCAGAGGAGAUGGAGCAGAGGAGAUGGAGCAGAGGAGAUGGAGCAGAGGAGAUGGUGCAGAGGAGAUGGUGCAGAGGAGAUGGAGCAGAGGAGAUGGUGCAGAGGAGAUGGUGCAGAGGAGAUGGUGCAGAGGAGAUGGUGCAGAAGAGAUGGAGCAGAGGAGAUGGUGCAGAGGAGAUGGUGCAGAGGAGAUGGAGCAGAGGAGAUGGUGCAGAGGAGAUGGUGCAGAAGAGAUGGAGCAGAGGAGAUGGGGCAGAGGAGAAGGAGCAGAGGAGAUGGAGCAGAGGAGAUGGAGCAGAGGAGAUGGUGCAGAGCAGAUGGUGCAGAGGAGAUGGAGCAGAGGAGAUGGAGCAGAGGAGAUGGUGCAGAGGAAAUGGAGCAGAGGAGAUGGUGCAGAGGAAAGGGUGCAGAGGAGAUGGAGCAGAGGAGAUGGGGCAGAGGAGAUGGAGCAGAGGAGAUGGUGCAGAGGAGAUGGAGCAGAGGAGAUGGAGCAGAGGAGAUGGUGCAGAGGAGAUGGUGCAGAGGAGAUGGGGCAGAGGAUAUGGAGCAGAGGAGAUGGUGCAGAGGAGAUGGAGCAGAGGAGAUGGAGCAGAGGAGAUGGUGCAGAGGAGAUGGUGCAGAGGAGAUGGUGCAGAGGAGAUGGUGCAGAGGAGAUGGUGCAGAGGAAAUGGAGCAGAGGAGAUGGGGCAGAGGAGAUGGUGGUUUUCUGUAUUACUAUGGAAACACUCGACUCGGUGUCUCUCUCUAUUGCCCCAUCUUGUUUCAAAUGA
Knipowitschia caucasica is the source of this 1293-nucleotide messenger RNA. NCBI's taxonomy places the organism in Eukaryota, Metazoa, Chordata, Actinopteri, Gobiiformes, Gobiidae. The record is from the annotation of a GenBank genome assembly.